AGAAGGAGAGCCGUAAAGUGUGAUGUUUUGGGACGGGGAGGUCAUUGGAAAGUAAGGGGCUUGGUUAAUUUGGGGGGGACAGAUUUUUCCUUAAUUAAAGCAUAUAUUGGACCCCUUCGUGAGCGGACAGCACGCUGGUGGUUAGUGUCUAGUCGGUUAAGUGUAUCUUUAGCUUGUUACGGAAUAACAAUACGAGGAAAUGUUACGGUUGGCGGUGCGGCGGUUGAGGAAUCCUGUAAUACUCGACCGAUGCGGUCUUCAGCUGGGCCCCUCGGGGGGUUCGAGGACCGGCCAGUCUCCGUGUCACAGGUACCACUGCGGAGCUGCCAGCCGGGCCCGCCCGUACUCCUGUGCAGCCGCCGUCAGACGCGCCUCCGGCAACGGGGGGCUGUUGCUGCAAGAUGACCGCAUUUCGGGCCGUUGCCGGGGCCGGCGCUUCUACUCCUUACCGGCCCACCAGAAGGUGCAGUUACCGGCACUGUCUCCCACAAUGCAGCUGGGCACCAUUGCACGCUGGGAAAAGAAAGAAGGCGAUAAAAUUAACGAGGGCGACCUGAUAGCAGAGGUGGAGACGGACAAGGCCACCGUGGGCUUCGAGAUGCUGGAGGAGUGUUACCUGGCUAAGAUACUGGUACCUGAGGGUACAAGAGAUGUGCCCAUCGGAGCAGUCAUCUGUAUCACUGUGGACAGCCCUGACCUCAUCCCCGCUUUUAAGGACUACACGCUGGACAAGGCCUCGGCCGCCCCUGCCCCUGCUGCUGCCCCCCCGCCUCCAGCUCCGCCUUCACCCGCUGCUGCCAUGCCCCCACAGGCCCCUGGGAGCUCCUACCCCCCACACCUCAAGAUCUUACUGCCUGCUCUCUCGCCUACCAUGACCAUGGGCACUGUACAGCGCUGGGAGAAGAAGGUGGGGGAGAAGCUCGGUGAAGGAGAUCUGUUGGCUGAGAUCGAGACGGACAAGGCCACCAUUGGGUUUGAGGUACAGGAGGAAGGCUACCUGGCCAAGAUCCUGGUGACCGAGGGCACACGGGAUGUCCCCCUGGGUACUCCCCUCUGCAUCAUCGUGGAAAAGGAAGCCGACAUCAAAGCCUUCGCCCAAUAUGUGGAGACGGGUGUGGCUGAGAUCAAGGUCCCACCUCCUACUCCCAUCUCGGUGGUACCCCCAUCAGCUCCGGCUCCCACGCCCGCCCCUGCCACAGCCGUGCCUGCCGCUGCCAGGAAGGGCAGAGUGUUCGCCAGCCCACUGGCCAAGAAGCUGGCGGCUGAGAAGGGAAUCGACCUGUCCCAAGUUAGCGGGUCCGGCCCGGAUGGCAGAAUCUCAAAGAAGGAUAUCGAGGGCUUUGUUCCGCCUAAAGUUGCCCCGGCUGUACCGGCAGCCCCCGGUGCUCCCUCCCUUGGUGUCCCCACCCCCGCUGUGGCAGCAGUGCCCACCGGCACCUUCACGGACAUCCCCAUCACCAACAUCCGCAGGGUGAUAGCGCAGAGGCUGAUGCAGUCCAAGCAAACCAUCCCCCACUACUACCUGUCUGUUAACAUCAAAAUGGACCAAGUGCUGGACCUGAGGAAGGAACUCAAUGAGGUGGUGAAGGCAGACAGCGUCAAGCUCUCUGUGAAUGACUUCAUCAUCAAGGCCUCUGCUCUGGCCUGUUUAAAGGUGCCCGAGGCCAACUCCUCCUGGAUGGAUACAGUGAUCCGACAGAAUCACGUGGUUGAUGUCAGCGUCGCUGUCAGCACAGCUAAUGGCCUUAUCACUCCUAUAGUGUUCAACGCGCACAUCAAGGGUCUAGCUGCCAUCAGCAAGGACGUCGCCUUGCUGGCCGGCAAGGCCCGCGAGGGCAAGCUGCAGCCUCAUGAGUUCCAGGGUGGCACCUUCACCAUAUCCAAUCUUGGCAUGUACGGCAUCAAGAACUUCUCAGCCAUCAUCAACCCCCCUCAGGCCUGCAUUCUGGCCGUGGGGGGCUCUGAGAAAAGGCUACUGGCGGCAGAUAACGAGAAGGGGUAUGACGUAGCUAACAUCAUGUCUGUGACGCUGAGCUGCGACCACAGGGUGGUGGAUGGGGCGGUGGGCGCCCAGUGGCUGACGGAGUUCCGGAAGUAUCUGGAGAACCCCGUCAACAUGCUGCUGUGAACCAGCAGUCAGACCUCCCGUGACCCCUUGCCACUAUCUAACUUGUCUUCAUGAGGACACCCGGAUAAGCCAACAUCGUUCAUGGGACGUGUGCUGCCCUUCAUAAAUGUACUUGUUUCUCCUUACUUCUCUCUCUCUCUUUCUCUCCCUUAUACAUACAUACUCGUCUGGUUUGAUCCAGUGAACUUCAACAAGGGCCCAAACGGAAGCUAGAGGUGUCAGAAACCUUGUCGCUUGGUUUACGGGGGCUUAGUCCAAUUUCAGCAGCAGUCUAUCUCCAAUUCAGAAGUUCUUGUAAACGGUUGUUACAAACAAUUGCAGUCCACAUAUGAAACUCCUAUAAGUGAUAUUUAACGAUUGGGUGAAAAGAAUCUUUCAGUCUUGUGUGUUCUUGCUUCCGUCCAGUGGGAUGGGCCACUGCAGGUGUGGUUUGGGUUCUGUUGAGUGUUAUAAUCUGUUAAGCACGUCUCGGGAUAGACUGUAUAUCUGGAGUCCCAGGCACAGCCGGAGAGACGGGUGCGGAGCAAGGGCUUUUUUGGAUUACUUGAGGAUGAGGGUGCCGAUCAAAUUGGGGACUUUUGUGUGUCUCGGCCUGAAUCUGGGGGCACAGGAUGAGCAUGAGUCCUGUGAACAUGGGAACAAGCUUGUUUCAUAUUGGAAUCCUUUAGGUUUUCUCCUCCUCCCCCCUCCCUUUAAAAUUUUCAAAUCCCCCCUCGAUUAAGUUGUACCUGUGAAAAAUGCUAUUUUACGUACAUGGAAAUUUGUGUGUCUGGAUGUCUGCUGGUUUGCUUGGAGCACAUAAAUUUCCUGUGUCAGGUCAGAGCAAGGGGAAUGUCUUAUUCCAGUUAUUCCCUUGCAGUUUGGAAGUGUGCCACUAGGGGGAGGAGGCCUUUUUAAGUAUGUGAAAAGGUAAAAUUCUGAAUAUGAAAACUGGCUGUUUGGGACGGGGGCAAAAAAAAAGCUUAAUGUGGAUGAAAAGUCAGGUCAGUUUCUAUGCUCGUCGAGUGAUACAGCCAUGUAACAAACGAAUGGUGUUAAUGAAUUGUUGACAUCACUUUUCUUCCUUAAAUGAUGCAGAUUGGAAACGGUUACAGUAAAAUUAUGUGGGGGUUCAGUUUUGUACUUGUUUCAUAUCAGGCUGGUAGAGUUUCUCUCUGGUGCAGUUGGCUCUAUGACGGCCGGAAGGUGGAUGUGGAGAUCAUGGUCGUGCCGUAUCGCGUAAUUCAUUGCCCGUCACAAAGCCACCUGUAUCGUUAAUAGGUGGUGCCCCCCCCCCCCGCUGCCAUUAGUGUCCACUCGCGCAGACUCCUCACAUUAGAUAUACAGUCUGGUUACACUAGUCGAACCUUUAACUGGGCGGGCAGAGAAGUCGCUUCUGAUGCAGCCUGGAGUAUAUGGUCACCGUGACCUUGGUUUAUUUCCCAGACAGCACUGGCAAACUUGCUUAUGUUCUGUUGCAUACAUUUUUUUUUUUUUUGUAUUUGUAAGACCACACUGUAUGUUUCCCUGCGGCUCAAAGCAGGGAUUAUACAGUUCAUACCAAAAUGUGCAAUUAUUCCCCCCCCCCCCCCCCAAAAAAAAAAAAAUAUGGAGAGGUCUAAUUUGUGUGUUGCUGUUUUGAUUGUCUUUCAACUGGUCACAGAUAAUUAAAAAGCCAUUGUCAUGGGCAGAUAUGCUGGGAAGCUCGAGGGCUGAAACAUCUGCAUUAAAUGACCAAACAUAAUAUUACAAACAUGUUCAAUAUUAUCGGUUGGGAGGUACAAGGAUCAAUUUAAAGCAUGAAAAUGGUUUUUCAUAAGUAACAGCCUCUCCAGUUUUUUUUGAUCUGUAUCUAUUAAAAGAUGAAAUUAUGACAGUUAUAUGUGGCCAAAACAUCCAGGUAGCAAUUGUAGUGUGGGCUCAGUCCUGCUCACAACAAAGAGUGUUUACAACACACACACUCCAUCUGGAAUGGAACGGCUUAUAUUAAGCUGUGCGAUUUAUAUCAAUAUACAAUCUAAUUUACUCAGCUGCCCAUCAAAAUUGGAGAAAAAAAAAUCUGUCGUUGAAAGGUGCAUCGUAAACACAUUAUUUAUGCUUAUGUAAAUGGGAUCCUUCCGUUUAGCUAUUGAUCAGCCCAAAAUUUUUAGUGUUUGUAAAGGUCAACGCACACAGUGGGUUGUAAAAACAGAUUAAAGGAUUCUUUUGUUCCA
This is a messenger RNA of Brienomyrus brachyistius, 4320 nucleotides long. It is a transcript of the gene dlat, whose product is annotated as dihydrolipoamide S-acetyltransferase (E2 component of pyruvate dehydrogenase complex). The transcript is spliced from 14 exons. Gene Ontology annotation, cellular component: pyruvate dehydrogenase complex. Lineage: Eukaryota; Metazoa; Chordata; Actinopteri; Osteoglossiformes; Mormyridae. Gene Ontology annotation, biological process: pyruvate decarboxylation to acetyl-CoA. The record is from RefSeq and is a predicted model, not a curated record. Gene Ontology annotation, molecular function: dihydrolipoyllysine-residue acetyltransferase activity. The coding region runs from base 200 to 2128 and encodes 642 amino acids.